AUGUUUAAGAUACGUAAAGCUAAGGAUGAGGAGCCAACUGCUCCAGGGCAGGUGAAAAUUAAAAUGAAGUCAAAGGUGCCUGGAGUUAUGAUCACCCAGUAUGUGGAAGAACUACCUGAAGGCAUGACCAACCCAGAUUUCAUUCGGAAACCUAUUGCUUUGACUAUUCAAGAAGGAAAACAUGGAGUUUUCAGAGCAAUAAUUACUGGCAAACCAACACCAACUGUAACCUGGGCCAGAAAUGAUGGAGAAAUUAAUGAAGAAAGGUACAAAGUUAUCCAUGAUCAUACCAGCGGUGAAUACCAGCUACAGAUACCAGAUGUAUCGGUGGAUCAAGCUGACACCUACAAGUGUUAUGCCAGAAAUGAAUAUGGAAAAGCUGUUGUAACAGCUGUCUUAAAUGUUAUUGAAGUUGGCUAUAAAAAGAGCAGAGCCAUGCAAGAAUCAAGAACAGCUGUCCGAGAAAUACCUGAGGACUUCAAAAAGGCCUUAAAAACCGCGGCUGACGAUCCUAAAGAAGAAACAAAACCAGAAAUUGAUGACAAGUUUUGGGAACUGUUGUUGAGUGCCGACAAAAAAGAUUAUGAGAGCAUCUGUGCCCAGUAUGGCGUCACUGAUUUUCGCGGGAUGCUAAAGAAACUAAAUGAAAAAAAGAUAGAAAGGGAGCAAGAGCAAGAAAAGGUUGUUGAGAGACUAUGCAACCUAAAGCCCAUUGAACUGAAAGAACACGGUGGUGCAGAAUUUGAACUUGAAAUGUCACUCAGAGACCCUACGAGCAAAAUCUUCCUAUACAAGGAUGGAGUUAUGAUUCCAUUUGAUAUCGACACAGAGGUAAAACACGGAUUGAAACAAGUGGGGAAGAAAUUUGUAUUCAGCAUCAAUGGUAUUGAUCCAGAGGAUGCAGGAUUAUACCAAGUAGAAGUUGAUGGAAUUAAGAUCUUCUCAACAGACUUAAAACUUCCACCUGUGGAGUUCUUGGUCAAGAUUCAAGAUGUGAAAGCAGAGGAAAGAGAAGACGCUGUGUUUCAGUGUGUCGUAUCACAGCCCUUGAACAAGAUUAAGUGGAUGGGAAGGAAUACAGCACUGGAGCAAGGGGAAAAAUAUGACAUUGAAGUGUCAGAGGACAAGUUGAUUCACACACUGGUGGUGAAGGACUGUUUGCCAUUGGACAAAGGAAUUUAUGCAGCUGUGGCUGGACAAUCAUCCUGCAAUGCCUGGCUUCUAGUGGAAGUUGACAAAGAUCCAGCCACGAAAGGAAAGAAGAAAGCUCGUAAGACAACCCGAGCUGGUGGUGGUGGAGAAGAGCUUUUGAGGAUUGCUCAGGAGCAACAGGCAAAGGUUCAAAUCGAAAAAGAUCAGCUGAUUGCAAAAGCAAGGGCACGGGCUGAGGCUGAUGAAGCUGAGAAAGCAGCAGCAGAAGCAGAAGCUAAAGCAAAGGCAGAAGCUAGAGCUAAAGCAGAAGCAGAGGCUAGAGCUAAAGCUAAAGCAGAAGCUAAAGCAAAAGCAAAGGCUAAGGCAAAGGCAAAGGGAGAGACAAAGGGAGAGAAAAAGGGAGAGAAAAAGGGACAGACAAAGGGAAAAGCAAACCCAGGAGUGUACUUCACCAGUGGGCUGUCUGAUGUAACUGCUAUCAUUGGUACUGAUGCUGAACUGGUCUGCAAACUGAGCAGUGAGGACUGCGAAGGAACCUGGUACAAAGAUGGGCAGGAGAUAACAGCUACAGAUGAUAUCUGUAUUGUUAAAGAUGGGACUUCUCGCAAACUAAUUAUCAAAAACUGCACAGAAGAUGAUGCAGCAAAGUACCGAUAUGAAGCUGAUGGGCGUAAAACAGAAGCUAUACUGAAGGUUGAAGAUCCUCCAAGAAUCAACCCAGAUGACAUCGCUGAGUUUGAAAAACCUAUUAUAAUCAAAAAGGGGAAAGAUGCAGCCUUCGAGAUACCUUUUGUUGGACGUGAACCCAUGAAGAUACAGUGGUACAAUGAUGGCGAAGAGUUGUUGGAAGACAGCCACACCAGGAUCGAGAAGUCUUCCUCACACAGCCGCCUGGUGCUAACAAAGUGCCAACGCAAAAUCACAGGAGAAAUAAAGAUUAAGAUUAAAAAUGAAUGUGGAACAAUUGAGGCCAUCUCCCAUCUCAUUGUAUUAGAUAAACCAACGCCACCACUAGGCCCUGUGGAUAUUAUUGAAAGUUCUUCAUCUUGCAUUGAGUUCAAAUGGAGGCCUCCCAAAGACAAUGGAGGCUCCCCUAUCACCGACUACAUCAUGGAGCGUCAGCAAAUUGGCCGAAACAGCUGGAAGAAAUUGGGCAAAAUUGGCCCAGAGGCUAAAUACAGGGACACUGAUGUGGAUCAUGGCAGAAAGUACUGCUAUCAUAUCAGGGCUGAAACUGAACAAGGCAUCAGUGAAAUGAUGGAAACCGAUGAUAUUCAGGCAGGGACAAAAGCAUACCCUGGAGCACCUACUGCACUAAAAAUUGUUAGUGCUUUCAAGGACUGUAUCAAUCUUGCUUGGACUGCACCUGCUAAUACUGGGGGAACCAACAUUUUGGGAUACAAUAUGGAGAAACGCAAGAACGGCAGUAAUCUGUGGAGCCAGGUCAACCCCCCAGAGGAGCCCAUUAAAGGGAAACAGUAUGCAGUCAAGGAUGUUGUUGAAGGCAUCGAGUAUGAGUUCCGUGUAUCGGCUAUCAACAUUUCUGGUGCCGGAGAGCCAAGUACACCAUCUGAAUUUGUUUUUGCAAGAGAUCCAAAGAAGCCCCCUGGAAAAGUUAUCGACCUGAAGGUGACUGACUCAACAUACACCUCCUUGUCACUGGGGUGGAGCAAGCCCGUGGAGGAGGAAGGCGUCCAAGAUGAGGCCAAAGGAUAUUUUGUGGAGCUCAGACCAGCAGAAAAUCCAGAGUGGAGUCGUUGUAACUCCAAUGCUAUCAUUAUGUCCUCCUAUACUAUUAUGGGUAUGAAGUCUAUGGCCAUGUACUGGGUAAGAGUCAUAGCCACUAAUGAGGGUGGAGACGGUGAGCCUCAAGAGUUGGACAACUACAUCAUUGCAAUGCCUCCACCAGUGAGACCUCAUUUCACUGACAGAAAAAUAAAGAACUUCAUAGUAAUGAGAGCUGGAAACUCUGCGCGGGUCAACUUCAACUUUCAGGCCUCUCCAAUACCACUUAUUACAUGGCUCAAGGAUGGCGUGCCUGUACCCAAACAUGUGUCAGUGAGUAAUUCAGACACAUCAUCGCAGUUAAUGAUCCCUGCAUCAGAGCGUCAAGACACUGGGAUUUACACCAUCAUUGUGAAGAAUCUUGUGGGUCAGGAGACCUCCAGUGUUGAGAUACGAGUCACAGAUGACCCCAAGCCUCCAGGCCCUGUGGAGCUGGAUGAGAACGUGUCAGGAACAGUGACGGUCUCUUGGGAACCAUCACCAGAUGAGAAGAAAGAUGACAGACUUCACUACACGGUCACGAAGCGUGACUCGGUUAAGCGCAAUUGGCACACUGUGGCUGACCAUCUCUUCAAUAACAAGUUCACUGCCAUCAAUAUCAUGCCAGGAAGGCAGUAUAAGUUCCGGGUCUAUGCCAAGAAUGACAUGGGGCUUUCCCUACCCUCUGAGUCACCAACCUGGGAAGUGAAGAGGAUGAAAGAAACAUUUUCUUUGAGUCUUCCGACCACGAAAGGCUGCAGUUUUGAGGCACUUCCAUCUUUCUCUGUUCCGCUAAAAAUGCACAACAGUCCGGAAAGCUAUGAGUGCUACAUGAGUUGUGCUGUGACAGGAAACCCCAAACCCCAUGUUACUUGGUACAAAGAUAACGUCAGCCUUAACACCAACACUAACUACUACAUCACUAACACAUGUGGGGUCUGCUCCAUGGUGAUUCUCAAAGUUGGGCCGAAGGACAGUGGAGAUUACACAGUCAUUGCAGAAAACUCUCUGGGCAGAGUGGAGUGUUCAACUAAACUUUCUGUCCAAGACUAGGAUGACGCAGUGGUCCUGAACUUCUGAAGACACCUGUCCCAUUUAUUGAAUGACAUAUAAAUGGUUUAU
Scomber japonicus (chub mackerel) is the source of this 4038-nucleotide messenger RNA. It is a transcript of the gene igfn1.3, whose product is annotated as immunoglobulin like and fibronectin type III domain containing 1, tandem duplicate 3. Lineage: Eukaryota; Metazoa; Chordata; Actinopteri; Scombriformes; Scombridae. The transcript is spliced from 23 exons. The record is from RefSeq and is a predicted model, not a curated record. Bases 1 to 3969 code for a protein of 1322 amino acids. Gene Ontology annotation, molecular function: protein binding.